AUGACAACUUUCAGUGGAAAAAUUGUAAAGCGUGAUGUAAAUUUACCAAAUCGUGAAGAUGAAGGUAAAUUAGCUUUUCUUAUAUUUAAUGUUCUUACACCAGAUGAAUGUCAACAAUGGAUUGAAUUGAGUGAGCAACGGAGUUAUAGUGCAGCCACUGUGAAUGGUUAUGGAUUUUCAGAAUUGAUGACAGAUUUUCGAAAUAGUGAUCGCUGUAUAAUUGAUGAUGUGCAAAUGGCAGAAAUUCUUUUUCAACGAAUCGAAUCAUUUUUACCAAAAACAUGGAAAAAUUAUGAGUUAGUUGGUCUUAAUGAACGUCUACGAUUUCUUCGCUAUGAUCCUGGACAAUUUUUUGCGGCACAUAUGGAUGGUGAAUAUCAUCGUUCUAAUGGAUCAGGUGAACAAAGUUUUCUUACUAUUCAACUCUAUUUAAAUGAAGGAUAUCAGGGUGGCGCAACUACUUUUAUUCACAGCACGGAUUCAAAUAAAAAUGUUCGAUGUGUACCUCGUACAGGAAUGCGGGAUGUUGCAAAGGAGAAUCAAUCGAGAAAAUUAGUCUUACUGUUCCUUCCAAUAAAGUUGCGACGAAUAGAACAAAUACGACAGGCAGUUGCUCAAGAAUCUAAGAAAUACUCGUCAAGAUCACCAACAGUAUGUCAUUGGACAUUAGAAGUUUCGAAUUUUUGUCGUCGCGGAUAUGGAGAUAAUAGUCAACCCAAUUACUGCAUUGUGAUUAAAACUAAUUCUCGUUCUAAUAAUCAUAUCAAUGAAUUAUCACAUCUUAUUGAACAACAAAAUAAUGAUACUCCUCCACCAUAUUCUAAUUCAUCUCUUACUUUUUGUUCUCAAUGUGGUGAAAUUCAACAGAAUCCGUCCGCUCGAUUCUGUUCAUCAUAUAAAACAACUGGAAUGAUAGGCGGUAAAAUACAGUAUGUAUCUCGUGAUUACUAUCGGACUGAAAAAUGUUAUGAAUACAAUGUUGUUAAUGAUGGUACUGGCUAUUUUCAAAAUUGUUGUACAGGAGAUGCAUGUAAUAAGAGUCAUGUUCUUUCCAAUUCUCUUGGUUUAUUAAUAAUUCUUCUUAUCGCUGUUAAUAUCCUUAAAUUAACCAUUAUUCAAUGA
This is a messenger RNA of Adineta steineri, 1122 nucleotides long. Lineage: Eukaryota; Metazoa; Rotifera; Eurotatoria; Adinetida; Adinetidae. The record is from the annotation of a GenBank genome assembly.